This is a messenger RNA of Coregonus sp. 'balchen', 42388 nucleotides long. The record is from the annotation of a GenBank genome assembly. NCBI's taxonomy places the organism in Eukaryota, Metazoa, Chordata, Actinopteri, Salmoniformes, Salmonidae.
AUGACAGGUCAGUCAGUGGCAUAUAUCAUAUGUGACAGGAGGCUGAUCUGCCUAGAAAGUUAGUGAAAUGUUGCCAACUGCCACUUACUUUUUAAUGUCGUCUGUUGAGUUGGUCUCUAAUAAAUAGACCUACUUCGUGUUCAUUAGGUUCAGUCUAACUUCUCUUGGGUUCAUGGUUGUUACAGAACAAUUGUCCCUGGUUAGGAGGAGAAUGCAGAGUGAUGUAGAGACCGAGAGAUACAGUGGGGAAAACAAGUAUUUAGUCAGCCACCAAUUGUGCAAGUUCUCCCACUUAAAAAGAUGAGAGGCCUGUAAUUUUCAUCAUAGGUACACGUCAACUAUGACAGACAAAAUGAGAAAAAGAUUUCCAGAAAAUCACAUUGUAGGAUUUUUAAUGAAUUUAUUUGCAAAUUAUGGUGGAAAAUAAGUAUUUAGUCAAUAACAAAAGUUUCUCAAUACUUUGUUAUAUACCCUUUGUUGGCAAUGACACAGGUCAAACGUUUUCUGUAAGUCUUCACAAGGUUUUCACACACUGUUGCUGGUAUUUUGGCCCAUUCCUCCAUGCAGAUCUCCUCUAGAGCAGUGAUGUUUUGGGGCUGUCGCUGGGCAACACAGACUUUCAACUCCCUCCAAAGAUUUUCUAUGGGGUUGAGAUCUGGAGACUGGCUAGGCCACUCCAGGACCUUGAAAUGCUUCUUACGAAGCCACUCCUUCGUUGCCCGGGCGGUGUGUUUGGGAUCAUUGUCAUGCUGAAAGACCCAGCCACGUUUCAUCUUCAAUGCCCUUGCUGAUGGAAGGAGGUUUUCACUCAAAAUGUCACGAUACAUGGCCCCAUUCAUUCUUUCCUUUACACGGAUCAGUCGUCCUGGUCCCUUUGCAGAAAAACAGCCCCAAAGCAUGAUGUUUCCACCCCAUGCUUCACAGUAGGUAUGGUGUUCUUUGGAUGCAACUCAGCAUUCUUUGUCCUCCAAACACGACGAGUUGAGUUUUUACCAAAAAGUUAUAUUUUGGUUUCAUCUGACCAUAUGACAUUCUCCCAAUCCUCUUCUGGAUCAUCCAAAUGCACUCUAGCAAACUUCAGACGGGCCUGGACAUGUACUGGCUUAAGCAGGGGGACACAUCUGGCACUGCAGGAUUUGAGUCCCUGGCGGCGUAGUGUGUUACUGAUGGUAGGCUUUGUUACUUUGGUCCCAGCUUUCUGCAGGUCAUUCACUAGGUCCCCCUGUGUGGUUCUGGGAUUUUUGCUCACCGUUCUUGUGAUCAUUUUGACCCCACGGGGUGAGAUCUUGCGUGGAGCCCCAGAUCGAGGGAGAUUAUCAGUGGUCUUGUAUGUCUUCCAUUUCCUAAUAAUUGCUCCCACAGUUGAUUUCAUCAAACCAAGCUGCUUACCUAUUGCAGAUUCAGUCUUCCCAGCCUGGUGCAGGUCUACAAUUUUGUUUCUGGUGUCCUUUGACAGCUCUUUGGUCUUGGCCAUAGUGGAGUUUGGAGUGUGACUGUUUGAGGUUGUGGACAGGUGUCUUUUAUACUGAUAACAAGUUCAAACAGGUGCCAUUAAUACAGGUAACGAGUGGAGGACAGAGGAGCCUCUUAAAGAAGAAGUUACAGGUCUGUGAGAGCCAGAAAUCUUGCUUGUUUGUAGGUGACCAAUUACUUAUUUUCCACCAUAAUUUGCAAAUAAAUUCAUUAAAAAUCCUACAAUGUGAUUUUCUGGGGUUUUUUUCUUCUCAAUUUGUCUGUCAUAGUUGACGUGUACCUAUGAUGAAAAUUACAGGCCUCUCUCAUCUUUUUAAGUGGGAGAACUUGCACAAUUGGUGGCUGACUAAAUACUUUUUUCCCCCACUGUAGCUAGAGAGAGAGAAUGCAAGCUGGAGAGAUGGAUAACACAAACUUGUAAAGUUUGGGUAACUCAAAUCUAAACACUGUAUGCGUCUGUGUCGUGCUACUAAGACAGCCUGUCUUUGGACUCAGGGCGUGCUGGCCUGUGCCCAACACAAAUAUUUACCUCAGCGCUCACCCCCGCAGGUGCUGUCCAGCCGCCUAGGCUUUAUUCAGCAGGGACAUCCCUCUGUCUGAGUCAUUCCCCUUGGCUAUAGCGUUCAAAGGCCUUUCUCCUGAUUAGGCCUAUAGAGUAGGCUACAAUGUCUCUUAUAAUUAACCUAUCGUAGCAGGCGUAAGAGAAACACCUGAAACUAGAUCCCCCUACAUACUAGUCUUGCCAGGAAGAGAAAUGUUCUCUUCUGCACUGUUCAACCAAUCCAGUAAAUGUGGAGGAGUUAAGAUGGGAGUGUCACCUUGUUAACGUCCAAAAAGCGGAAGUCUCGUCACAGGCUCUUUUUUUCUAUUUCCCCUGAAAACCGGAACAUCCAGUUGUUGGGGACUCGGCAGAGGCUACUUUUAAUUGUAAUUCUAUCCAAUGGUAAUGGCAUCUGCCAUAUCAACUGAACGAUGACAGUUUGGAGUUGUUCUUGUACGUGGUGUAGUUAGCCUAUAGUGUAUGGAAAAUGCAGGAUCUUUCCCAUGACUGUUUUAAGAGGCUAUCAGAAUAGACUUAUGAUUAGCCUAUAGGCCUAUUUCUUUGUUAGGUCCAGUCUUGAAGCAGAUGAAGCUCUACUAUUACACUAUUGCCUGUGUGGUCUUAGUGAGAUGGCUGGAUUAGGGAGUCCUAUUGAAUUUGACUGCUGUGUUAAAAGGUGUAACCUAAUAGGAAGUGUAAGACCUAGAACAGGAAGUUAACUUCACACGGCUCCAACUGCCACCCAAUGUGACCUGUAUUACCCUCUUCCAUUGUGUAUCUCCGACGCUGUGCUUCGUGGUCAAUAGGAUUGACUACGUAGGCCCACGUUUUUUUUUUAUUGCCUCAUUAUUUCCUUCCUACCCUCUAGUGUCUAGGGUGUGUUGUACAAUUCUAUCAAUGCUUAAAGAUGCACUAGGAAGAAAUCGCUCUGCCAUUUCCUGGUUGUUAAAAUUCGAAUAGUUCGCCUAAUUUCAGUUUGUGACAAAACAAGCAAGUAUAGUGUAGAGAAUCAUUGUACCAUCUAAACCGCUGUGAAAUAUAUCUUCCAUAACCAAAAGUAUUGUGUUUGAAGCUGGUGUACAAAACCUAAAGUAAAUGACGCAAAAACCAAACUGAAGAACGGGAAGCAUAGAAAUAGAGCAUGUAGAUCAGAUCUACCACUUAGACUUGCUUUUAGUGAGAAUAAUAGAUCUAUAUCUCACAUUUCUAUGUGAAUUUUUUCAGGUCGCACAAAAAGUUACAUAUUGCAGCUUUAAAACAACUUGCUCUUUGGGAACUAUGAAGAUUUAGGCUAUUGAAUAAAUAUCCUUUCUCUCUGCAUCACCACCAAAUGUACAUUCCGUUCUCUUUUUGUGUUUUGUUGAAAUCUGCCAACUGAUUUGUAUUUCUCCUUGUCGUCACCAGGGGAACGAUGAUGAGGCGGUGGUGGACCUGGGGAAGACGAGCUCCACCAUUCACACCAACUUUGAGAAAGAGGAGCUAGAGAGUAAGUCUGAUUUUAGUGUUUAUAUAUACACACACAAAGUAUCAAAUGUGCCCGGAUCCUAUCCAUGUUGACAGUAUACACUGAGUACACACAGUAGUAUCAAAGAAGCCCAUGGAAUUUUAACAAUUUAUCUCCAACCCACAUUCAUUUGCAUGCAUGCAUGCGCGCGCGCACACACACACACACACACACACACACACACACAACACACACACACACACACACACACACACACACACACACACACACACACACGCUGUAGCUGCAUCCCCUCCCAAGAAGCUGUGCUUGGGGAGACCAGGCUUUGUGAGGUGAACUUGAACACUAAUAACUUGUAACCCCUGGCUAAUGAGGUAGAGAACAGUGUAACUUGUAACCCCUGGCUAAUGAGGUAGAGAACAGUGUAACUUGUAACCCAUGGCUAAUGAGGUAGAGAACAGUGUAACUUGUAACCCCUGGCUAAUGAGGUAGAGAACAGUGUAACUUGUAACCCAUGGCUAAUGAGGUAGAGAACAGUGUAACUUGUAACCCCUGGCUAAUGAGGUAGAGAACCGUGUAACUUGUAACCCCUGGCUAAUGAGGUAGAGAACAGUGUAACUUGUAACCCAUGGCUAAUGAGGUAGAGAACAGUGUACCUUGUAACCCCUGGCUAAUGAGGUAGAGAAACAGUGUAAACUUGUAACCCCAUGGCUAAUGAAGGUAGAGAACAGUUGUUAAACUUGGUAACCCAUGGCUAAUGAGGUAGAGAACAGUGUAACUUGUAACCCAUGGCUGUAAUGAGGUAGAGAACCGUGUAACUUUGUAACCCACUGGACUAAUGAGGUAUGAGAAAACAGUGUAACUUGUAACCCAUGGCUAAUGAUGGUAAGAAGAACAGUGUAAACUUGUACCCCCUGGCUCAAUGAGGUAGAGAACAUUGUAACUUGUAACCCAUGGCUAACUGGAGGUAGAGAACAGUGUAACUUGUAACCCAUGGCUAAUGAGGUAGAGAACAGUGUAAAUUGUAACCCAUGAGUAAUGAGGUAGAGAACAGUGUACUUGUAACCCUGGCUAUGAGGUAGAAGGAACAGUGUACUUGUACCCAUGGCUAAUGAGGUAGAGAACAGGUAACUUGGUAACCCAUGGCUAAUGAGGUAGAGAACAGUGUAACUUGUAACCCCUGGCUAAUGAGGUAGAGAACAGUGUAACUUGUAACCCAUGGCUAAUGAGGUAGAGAACAGUGUAACUUGUAACCCAUGGCUAAUGAGGUAGAGAACAGUGUAACUUGUAACCCAUGGCUAAUGAGGUAGAGAACAGUGUAACUUGUAACCCAUGGCUAAUGAGGUAGAGAACAGUGUAACUUGUAACCCAUGGCUAAUGAGGUAGAGAACAGUGUAACUUGUAACCCCUGGCUAAUGAGGUAGAGAACAGUGUGAGAAUGUCAUGCAUUAGCUGCUCCUCCCCCCACCCUAGUGGCAGCUCUAACAGCAUUACUGUGGACUAGCCUGAAGCUCUGGCCUUCACUCAUUUAAUAGAGCCUGCUCUUUCACUCCCCCUUCAUUCUCUCUGACUCUCUCUAGAACACUAGAACUCUAUCUCACUCAUUCACAUAAUCACACGGUUGGUACAGGCAGACCCAACCUCUAUGUUCCCCUUCCACUACUCUGUCCUUCUCUCCUCACCUCCACACUUCUCUAAAGUAAUAUCUGUCCCUCUCUCCUCACCUCCACACUUCGCUAAAGUAAUAUAUGUCCCUCUCUCCUCACCUCCACACUUCUCUAAAGCAGGGACGACUCCUACUGCGCAGAACAUUACAGCUGACAACCAGAGGUGCUAAUGGAAACCACAGAGGAAAACCUCUGACCUGAAUGUUAUUUAUUCAUAGGAAUGUCCAGGGAUACAAUAAAGAUGUUAGCUGGAAGCCUGGAACAAUAAAGAUGUUAGCUGGAAGCCUGGAACAAUAAAGAUGUUAGCUGGAAGCCUGGAACAAUAAAGAUGUUAGCUGGAAGCCUGGAACAAUAAAUAUGUUAGUUAUAUUAUUAGGGUUGUUGUGCAUCUCUGUCAUCCAUGUAAAUGAAAGGAACUAAGUACUUUUGGACAGGAAAGCCUGCAGGGGUGCAGCUGAGGAUCACAGUUGGACCUUUUUUAGAUCAUCCAGAGAGGAACUGGGUGGAUUAGGUAGUGUUGUUCUCUAUGUAAUGCUCCCUAAUGCUAGGCUCACAGCUCACCUUUAACACCCACAGCAUGGGACACUUCAUUUAGGGAGGUCACAACUUCUUAGGUCUUAGAGAUUUAUUACUGCUAAAAACUCCCCAUGGCUAAUAAUAGGAAAAACAUUUUAAGACGCAGGCCCCCACUCACAAAUACUAUGUUUUUGUAGUUUUUUUUUGGUAUUAAUUCUUUCCCCAUUGGACUUAGUAGGCUAUAACAUAUUACAUGUCUGUAACAGGGGUGUGAUGAAGACCCACCACGCUGUAGUCCUCACCUCCCUCCUGGUCCGUUUAUCUGCUCUGUCCAGACUGACGUCAGUAGGAUGCCAUACAGACGGGUUUAACGUUCCCAGUGUGUUUAUAAGCACAAAGAGCAGCCUGCACGUCCUGCUCCUUCUUUAGCCUUCUCUCCUUUCCCCAUGUCCUGACCACCAGCAGUGAGCAGGGAGCAGCGGGUCUUAGGCAGGGAGCAGCGGGUCUUAGGCAGUGAGCAGGGAGCAGCGGGUCUUAGGCAGUGAGCAGGGAGCAGCGGGUCUUAGGCAGUGAGCAGGGAGCAGCGGGUCUUAGGCAGUGAGCAGGGAGCAGCGGGUCUUAGGCAGUGAGCAGGGAGCAGCGGGUCUUAGGCAGUGAGCAGGGAGCAGCGGGUCUUAGGCAGUGAGCAGGGAGCAGCGGGUCUUAGGCAGUGAGCAGGGAGCAGCGGGUCUUAGGCAGUGAGCAGGGAGCAGCGGGUCUUAGGGAGGGAGCAGUGGGUCUUAGGCAGUGAGCAGGGAGCAGCGGGUCUUAGGCAGUGAGCAGUGGGUCUUAGGCAGUGAGCAGGGAGCAGCGGGUCUUAGGCAGUGAGCAGGGAGCAGCGGGUCUUAGGGAGGGAGCAGUGGGUCUUAGGCAGUGACUUCCUUUCUAUCCAUUCUUAGUUGCUGUCAAAAUGGCACGUACUCAUCCAUUCAUUUAACGCUUCAGGUAUGGCCACUUGAUACGACAGAAAUUGAGAGGAGGAUCAGAGGAAAGGUUUACCAGCAUGUGUGACGCACGUAAACGACAAAGGGAAGACUUUUUUUUUUUUUGUGUGGGUGGGUUAGAGUAGGUUUCCAUAAUGUGGAGUCUGAUGGUGACUCAGGAAGGCUGCAGUGUAUGAAAACAACCACAUUUGUCUCAUGCAAGUUUGGGCCUGUGAAGAGAGGCGAUCUAAAGAUUGGAGAAUGCUAAAAUCGGACUAUGUAUGUUACGAAUAACCAUAUUGACAUUACCAAUUUUUUAAAUGCCGUGUGUAUAUACCCAGCCCUACUGCAGAUAAGACUGUUAAACGUGAUAGACUGUGAUUGACCAUGCCUCUCUCUACCCUGUCUCCAGGUCACAGAGCGGUCUAUGUGGGUGUCCAUGUUCCUCUGGGCAGAGAGACCAAACGGAGACACCACCGCCACCGCGGCAACAGACACCACCGCAAGAGGAGAGACCGCUCGGACCGUGAAGAUGGACGAGAGUCUCCUUCUUAUGGUAGCUAAGACUAGUUCCCUCUCCCACCUCAACGUCUGCUUUAGCUUCACUGUCCUCAGAUCAGCUCUGUUGUCAUAUCUCCAUUCUCCAGCCCUGUUUCCUAUGCCAAACCUUUUCUGGGGUUUUUCUGCUGAUAUUCUCUUUGCUGUACUACCUUACCCAUCUUCCACACCUGUACCCCUGUGUUUCCAGACACCCCGUCCCAGCGGGUCCAGUUCAUCCUGGGGACAGAGGAUGAUGAUGAGGAACACAUGCCCCACGACCUGUUCACUGAGCUGGACGAGCUGUUCUUCAGGGACGGACACGUCUACGAGUGGAGGGAGACAGCCAGGCACGAGACACACCCUUCCUCACUACUCCUAGUGGAUAUUUCCUCAUCAAACAGCUCCUUUAAUCGUGUGUGUGUGUGUGUAUAGGUGGUUAAAGUUUGAGGAAGACGUGGAGGAUGGAGGGGAGCGUUGGAGUAAGCCCUACGUGGCCACGCUGUCUCUACACAGCCUCUUCGAGCUCCGCAGCUGCAUCCUCAACGGCACUGUCAUGUUGGACAUGAGAGCUAACACUAUUGAGGAGAUCGCCGGUGAGCGUGUGUGUAUGCAUGUCUCUCUGCAGACAUUUGACUGUUUUACUAGCUAGGUGUGUAUGGUUGGGUGUGUGAAUGAGAGAGUUUUGGCUAUGAGUGAGUCUGAAAGUUGAAUGUGUUGACCAUGUAACAGUUGAAUAAACCAUGUAACAGUUGAAUAAACCAUGUAACAGUUGAAUAAAUCAUGCGGUCUACCCUGUGCCCCCCAUAGACAUGGUGAUAGACAGCAUGGUGGCGUCAGCUCAGCUGGAGGACGGGUUGAGGCAGAAGGUGAGGGAGGCCAUGUUGAAGAGACAUCACCACCAGAAUGAGAAGAAGCUCAGCAACCGCAUCCCUCUGGUGCGCUCCUUCGCUGACAUCGGCAAGAAACAAUCUGACCCACACCUGCUUGAGAGAAACGGUGAGGGCCCUCGCUGCACUUCUCCUUUUCUCUACUGCUCGCUAUCCCCUCAUUUCAGCUUUUCACUAUUUUUUCUAUUAAAUAAUGUUUUAUUUACACCCUUUUUUACUAAAGUUUAGCCAUGUUUUGACAGAUUUAAUGUAUGCACUAUGGAGGUGUUUAAAAAAUAAAAAAAAAAAAAGUGGGUUGGGUCUUUAAAGAGCCAUAUGGUGUCAGUUGGCUGAAGUACAGAGUGACAAGACGAUGGGCAGGCUCUGAUUGGUGCAUGGGUCUUUUGCUGGCAUGUGAUUUGCCCAUUGUGACUGUUCUUGAACACUGCAGUGAUAAGUCUGAGAUGAGUUUGUUUUGUGCACUGGAUUGUGUUUUCUCCUGGAAAGAUGGUUUUGUGAAUAGGUUUUUGUGUUGAACUGUUGUAGUAGGCUAAUAGUUAAUAACUUAUAACCAAAGUAAAUCUGUGCACAUGUCAUCAUGUAGCACUUAAAUCACAGUUGAAGAUUAUUGGUCAACUUCCCCUUGCUUGUGAUUGGUCCGUUUGAGUGACCUAUAGUAUAUCCUUAUUAAAGUGUGAUGUAACCGUGGGAUUUAUUUAGUUUUUGUAACAUUGCACAAUGGUUGCUAAACAGUGUUUUUGAAUGUGUUAUGAACAUGUUCGCUGCUGUUUGUGGGCGGUUGGCAUUAUGACAGAUGUUAAUUUGCCUUGACUUAAUCUCUCCUGGUUUAGUGCGGCUCCAUGUACAGUACCAGUCAAAAGUUUGGACACACCUACUCAUUCCAGGGUUUUUCUUUAUUUUUACUAUUUUCUACAUUGUAGAAUAAUAGUGAAGACAUCAGCACUAUGAAAUAAUACAUAUGGAAUCAUGUAGUAACCAAAAAAAGUGUUAAACAAAUCCAAAUAUAUUUGAGAUUCUUCAAAUAGCCACCAAAUGAUAGUCCCACUAAGCCCAAACCAGAAGGGAUGGCGUAUCGCUGUAGAAUGCUGUGGUAGCCAUGCUGGUUAAGUGUGCCUUGAAUUCUAAAUAAAUCACAGACAGUGUCACCAGCAAAGCACCCCCACACCAUAACACUUGAACUCUGUGAAGCAUUUAUUUGGGCUGUAAUUUCUGAGGCUGGUAACUCUAAUGAACUUAUCCUCUGCAGCAGAGGUAACUUCCAUUCCUGUGGCGGACCUCAUGAGAGCCAGUUUCAUCAUAGCGCUUGAUGGUUUUUGCGACACCACUUUUUGCGACUGACCUUCAUGUCUUAAAGUAAUGAUGUACUGUAGUUUCUCUUUGCUUAUUUGAGCUGUUCUUGCCAUAAUAUGGACUUGGUGUUUUACCAAAUAGGGCUAUCUCCCCCCCCCCUACCUUGUCACAACACAACUGAUUGGCUCAAACGCAUUAAGAAGGAAAGAAAUUCCACAGAUUAACUUUUUAAGAAGGCACACCUGUUAAUUGAAAUGCAUUCCAGGUGACUACCUCAUGAAGCUGGUUGAGAGAAUGCUAAGAGUGUGCAAAGCUGUCAUCAAGGCAAAGGGUGGCUAUUUGAAGAAUCUCAAAUAUAAAAUAUAUUUUGAUUUGUUUAACACUUCUUUGGUUAGUACAUUAUUUUUAAUGUGUGAUUUCAUAGUUUUGAUGUCUUCACUAUUACUCUGCAAUGUAAAAAAUAAAAUAAAAUAAAGGAAAAACCCUUGAAUGAGUAGGUGUGUCCAACUUUUGACUGGUAGUGUACGUUCUAUGUGAUGUUUUGGGACGUACUGAAUAUGCCCCUGCUGUUUGUCUUGGACUUCCACUAACAAGACACUUCCAAUGCCUGGGCUUGUUAGCAUGAAGAGCAUCGUUCCCAACACACAUUUAGGAUUUCUACCCUUCUCACCUUGAUUUAUUUUUCCUCUCCUUCUUUCCUGCUUUCCUUUUUCCAUCCUGUCUUAUCUCUCCUUUCCCAACUACCCUUGCCCCCUCUAUAGGGAGUCUCUCCGCCUACUGCCCCUCCCUCCUGCGACACACCUCCACCGCCACCACCCCUCCCUCUUCAAGGGAGUCCAGGGGGUCUCAGUUCCUCAACCACCUCAGCCGCCUCCUGCUCAGCGCCAGCGCCCCUUCCUCCCCCCUCAGCACCCCCCAGGACACCCCUCCCCUAGCCAGACACAGAGCCUUCACCCCUCCCUGCCCGUCCUCCACCCUUCCCUGCUCGUCCUCCACCCCUCCUCUGACUGACCCAGACCUAGACCCAGAGAUUGGGUUGGCAUCUGGGGAGGGCAAGAACUGGAGUAUCCCCAGUGUGGUGGUCCAUGCUCCAGAUGGGGAGGAACUGAAGCUCCAGUCCUGUCUAGUCAAUGACCACAAGGAGGAGUCUGAGGGUGCAGACCCCGCCCACCUGGUGCAGCUCCUCACCCCACCUCCAGCAGGUUCAAUAUCCUGCAAAUAGCAUGAAACCCUUCCUCACCUUACAAAAUCUGACCCCUCUCCCUCUCGGUCCUUUACAUUGUGUGUGUGUGUCUGUGUGUGUGAUGACUUGUGAAGCACAUAUGUUUUAGGCUUAGUUAUAGUGAAACACAGCAAUUCUGGUCUUCAUUUUGACAGUUCGUUGCAAAAUAGAUAUAUUUUGGUCUUUUAGUAGUAAAUCUAGCUCUUUUUGCCCCCAGCGGUUCAACUCUACCAUUGAAAUCGUGAUGUAGAGGCACCUUGAGAAGGUUCAAGGGAGGGUUUUGGUAUGUGCUUGGUGGUACCACCUCAAGGCUUACUAUAAAAACGGUGACAGCGUGCCUUAUUUGGCAAUGGUCUUGGUAAGUGGAGUGUGCCAAUAUAUUUAGCAUGAGGCUUCCUUGACUAGACUACUGACAUUACACAAAAUUAAAAAGGCAGUAAGGCACAUUUCCGCAUAAAUCAAAUCACAUUUUAUUUGUCACAAUACAACAGGUGUAGACCUUAACGUGAAAUGCUUACUUACAAGCCCUUAACCAACAAUGCAGUUUUAAGAAAAAUAGAGUUAAUUCCAACGAUUUUACUGAGUUACAGUUCAUUUAAGGAAAUCAGUCAAUUAAAAUAAAAUACAUUCAGGGCUUCCUGAGUGGCGCAUUAGUCUAAGGCACUGCAUCGCAGUGCGAGAGGCGUUACUACAGACCCGGGUUAAUUCCCGGGCUGUGCCACAACCGGCCGUGGCCGGGAGUCCCAUAGGACGGCGCACAAUUGGCGCAGCGUCGUCCGGGUUAGGGGAGGGUUUAGCCGGUGGGGCUUUACUUGGCUCAUCACGCUCUAGCGACUCCUUGUGGCGGGCCGGGUGCCAGUAGAAUGGUGUUUCCUCCGACACAUUGGUGCUUCCGGGUUAAGCUGUUUAAGGAGCAUGGUUAGGCGGGUCAUGUUUCGGAGGAUGCAUGACUCCACCUUCGCCUCUCCCGAGCCCGUUGGGGACUUGCAGUGAUGAGACGAUCAAAAAAGAUACUAAUUAUGCCCUAAUCUAUGGAUUUCAUAUGACUGGGCAGGGGCGCAGCCAUAGGUGGGAGCCAAGCCUAGCCAAUCAGAAUGAGGUUUUCCCAAAAAAAGGGCUUUAUUACAGACAGAAAUACUCCUCAGUUUCAUCAGCUGUCCGGGUGGCUGGUCUCAGACGAUCCCGCAGGUGAAGAAGCCAGAUGUGGAGGUCCUGGGCUGGCGUGGUCUGCGGUUAUGAGGCCGGUUGGACGUACUGCCAAAUUCUCUAAACGGUAGAGAAAUUAACAUUCAAUUCUCUGGCAACCACUCUGGGGCACAUUCCUGCAGUCAGCAUGCCAAUUUGCACGCUCCCUCAACUUGAGACAUCUGUGGCAUUGUGUUGUGUGACAAAACUGCACAUUUUAGUGGACUUUUAUUGUCCCCAGCACAAGGUGCACCUGUGUAAUGACCAUGCUGUUUAAUCAGCUUCUUGAUAUGCCACAACUCUCAGGUGGAUGGAUUAACUUGGCAAAGGAGAAAUGCUCACUAACAGGGAUGUAAGCACAUUUGUGCUCAAAAUGUGAGAUAAAUAACAUUUUGUGCGGUUCUCAGGAGCUGAAACAUGGGACCAACACUUUACAUGUUGCAUUUAUAUUUUUGUGUGUGUACCCAAGACAAAUCUGAGUUAAUUUGACCAAGAGCUACUGCAUACAGUGCAUUCGGAACGUAUUCAGAUCCCUUCACUUUUUCCACAUUUUGUUACGUUACAGCCUUAUUCUAAAAUUGAAUAAAUUAUUUGUUUUCCUCAAUCUACACACAAUACCCAUUUUAAUGACAAAGCGAAAACAGGUUUUUAGAAAUGUUUGCAAAUUAAAAAAUAAAUAAAAACAGAAAUACCUUAUUUACAUAGGGGAUUUGAACUUACACCGCAAGAUGUCAGGAACUUGCCACCUUACCACUGUGCGCUAACUGUCCAGAGCCAUAUUUUCUCACGAUGCACAUUAUUUUAUUAUCAGAGCAUGCCAGUGGACUUCUAGUAAGUAUGCUUUAGUGACAAAGUGUUGGGAUCAGGUACAACUAAGUUUACCCACCCCCAAAAAUGAAUAUUUAUUUAUUCCCCCGCCACCCACAACUUCUCACCUGUAAAUGUGAAGGGUUUGGGCAAAGGCUGAAAUUGGAGUUGAGAGAUACCCUUUAACAAAGUUUGGUAACUAUUUUACAUUAAGUUGCCCCCAUGUUAUUGUAAUCCGGCACUAUUACCACCAUUACCACUGGCUAAUAAAUGAUGUCAUGGUUAAUAUGAGGCAUGCUCCGGUUUCACACACACACACACACACACACACACACACACACACACAUACACACACACACACACACAGACGCUGCACAGUAUUACGCAGAGUGCGUUCUAGAGCAAGUCCUAGUUUCAGAUGGCAAGGCUCAUAGACUGUAAGACGACAGGAGGUCCAAAUACGUUUUUAUAGCAAGAGGAUGACGUGUGUGUGUGUGUGUGUCAACAAGUGCGUGUGUUCAGUUCAGUUUUUCCCAGCUUUAAAUGAGCUGUCUAAGUGUCUAACUGGACCAUGUGGUGUAUCUUGGCUGAGUGGGCUGACUGAUUCAGUAAGAUGCAGGGGUUUGACGCAGGCAGGCAGGGCCCCAUUGGAACACAUUCCACCAUUAAAAACCUCUGAAACCGCUCUGUCCAACCACAACACUGAGAGGAUGUCUAUGGAUGUCUACCUAAUUUAUCCCCCCACUGUUUUGUUAUUUCUACCAUCUCUAAUGGCUUUGUGUUGCAUAAGUGGAGUUUCUCACCCAGCAUGUGCUGAGCAGCUGCAUGUCUGAACAAUCUCUCAAACUCACAGAGUCACACAUACAUAGCCCCCUUCUCAGACACAUACAAUUUGUAGACGUACACAAUUAUACCAAUCCCCAAUUCAUAUCGGCCAUACACAGUUCAUUUUUACUGUUCAAUUGACCACUGGUUUCUUCUACCCCUCCCCCAUCCUCCUCCUCCCCUUGGGCAGGCCUCCUGGCGUCCCCCCAAUCAGCUCCUGGGAACCUGGAGAACAGUAAACCGAGUGAGAGCCGCAUCAACGGAGGAAGCAGAGAGAACAGCACUGUGGACUUCAGCAAGGUAACGUCUCCUCUCCUCCCACUGCUGUGCCUUGUGUAGACCCACCGCCACGAGGACAGAGAAGUAGAGCUCUGUUACCCGACCCGGGCCCGACAUUACAUUUACAUUUUAGUCAUUUAGCAGACACUCUUAUCCAGAGCGACUUACAGUUAGUCAGUGCAUACAUUUUCAUACUGUAACAAGUAUUGUAGUUAACAGUAAUAACUCAUAGUUACAAUGUAAUAACAAGAUAAACCUGGUAGGAAUUGCGGUCUGUAAUUACAGAAGUAUAACAGCGAAUGCUUGUUACCAUGCUUGUUACAAAUGGGCAGGUUUCCACUAAGUUCACUAACUUAUACAGUACAUUACAUCACCCAUUCUGACAACCUGGCCCUCAUUUUCAAGCUUCUGGAAGUGCGACCCAAGUGGAAGAAUAAAUACACUAGUACAUGUAAUAUCUGCAUAAGUACAAUGUAAUUACUAGGUGUUACACUUCAUUUUAACUAGCCAAAUCCUGUGUAUCUUGAGGGGUACUUACUUGUAAUUAUAGUGUACCGAUAGCCAGUGCUGGAAAAAGUACCCAAUUGUCAUACUUGAGUAAAAGUAAAGAUACCUUAAUAGAAAAUGACUGAAGUAAAAGUGAAAGUCACCCAGUAAAAUACUACUUGGUUUUAAAUAUACUUAUGUGUAAAAGUAUAAAUCAUUUUACAGUCCUUGUAAGUCGCUCUGGAUAAGAGCGUCUGCUAAAUGACGUAAAUGUAAAUGUAAAUGUUAUAUUAACCAAACCAGACAGCACAAUUGUAUUUGUAUUUGUGGAUAGCCAGGGGCACACUCCUAAACUCAGACAUAAUUUACAAACAAAGCAUUUGUGAUUAGUGAGUCGGCCAGAUCAGAGGCAGUAGGAAUGACCAGGGAUGUUAUCUUGAUAAGUGUAUACAUUGGGUACGGGCCGAGUAGGGCCUAUUUAUUUAUUUUUAAUCAAUAACUAGGGGUACGGGCAGGGCUCGUGUAUCACUAAAUUGAUCACUAACAUUUUGAAGCUGAGCCAUAGUCCUAUCUGACUAAGAUCAUAAUGGUGUCAGAAGUGCUUCAACCUCGUCAAAUAUAAGACAUGAGAGAUUAUUUCACAGAAAAUAAUGUUCCUUGAGUUUUGUUAGCUGUUAGCUACUAAUAAUGUUCCUAGCUACUGUUAGCUACUACUCUAACUGCUGUCAUGUCAGGUAGCUUAGUGGUUAAGAGCGUUGUGCCAGUAACCGAAAGGUCGCUGGUUCUAAUCCCCGAGCCGACUAGGUGAAAAAUAUGUCUGUGCCCUUGAGCAAGGCUUCUUAACCCUAAUUGCUCCUGUAAGUCGCUCUGGAUAAGAGCGUCUGCUAAAUGACUAAAAUGUAAAUGUCUCAUCAUUGACCCUAGCAGAGCCGUUGCUAUGGAUACUCCCAGACUCGGAGCCACCGUGAUCAGAGUGAGCUGCGUGCAGGGAGUGACUGACAGGAGCAGCUAAUGGAGGAAGUUAUUUCUGGUUUCGGUCAGGGCCGGGGCUUUAAUUUGGUAAAAGCAAUCGGGCCUGGGUAGGGCCUGAAUGUCGACGCAUAGGUAGGGCACGGGCUUAAAAUUCAUGCCCAUGCAGGGCUCUACAGAGAAGUCAGACUGACUGCACAACCAGAUGCAGCAGCUUUCACAUGAAACGUAUAUUAAAUAACCAAUGAUGUGUAUAAACCCUGGAUGACUGACAGGGGGCGCUGUUUUGAGACCACCUCGCAGCCAUCUUGGUACUCCUCCAUUUGUAAAAAAUAUUUUGGAAGGUAUAGAAAUGCAUUAUUAAUGUCUACAUUAGUUUUGACAUGUAUAUUCUAUUAUAGACUCCUUAAUGCAUACUUUUAAAUGAUAUAUUGAACUGAACAUAAUAAUACAAAUAUACAGUACCAGUCAAAAGUUUGGACACACCUACUCAUUCAAGGGUUUUUCUUAAUUUGUACUAUUUUCUACAUUGUAGAAUAAUAGUGAAGACAUCAAAACUAUGAAAUAACACAUAUGGAAUCAUGUAGUAACCCAAAAUGUGUUAAACAAAUCAAAAUAGUAAAAAUAAAGAAAAACCCCUUGAAUGAGUAGGUGUAUAUCUCUAUCUCAUUGGAAAUAAAACAUGGUGGCGCUGGAAACUGAACAAAGUGACUGGGUUCCAUGGUUCCACUCCAUUGGGGGGACUGAUGGGUAGGUGAACAGUGUAUUAUGAGGAUAGUGUUGUUAUUAUUAAAGGGGUGACAUCGUGGAUCCAGAUUGUACCCCAUGCUGAGUGUGUGAGCUGAGCUUGUGGUGUGAUCUGAAUUAAGUUGUGCCCCUGUCUGUAUCCUGUUUGUCCCGCCCUCAGCAGACUUGCCACUGUAGUUGUGGUUCCCGGGGAGGGGGUGCCAGGAGGCCUGCAGUAAGUUGUGUUGUCCCUGGCUGUUCCAUGAGACUGUUAUACCGUGACGUGAUUGUACAUGACAUGUUACUUGUCAGUGCCGUGUGUGUUAAUGUGUGUGACCACAGUGCCGUGACUGUGUUGAUCUAUCUGUAGUGGUUUGACCGUGGUCCAGUGAGUCUGUUUUGAUUCUCGUUUUUUGGCUUGUUUUUUGUGAAGCAGUACGGCUGUCAGAAGCACAGAUAUACAGUGCUAUGAAAAAGUAUUUGCCCCCUUUCUAAUUUUCUCUACUUUUGCAUAUUUGUGAUACUGAAUGUUAUCAGAUCUUCAACCAAAACCUAAUAUUAGAUCAAGGGAACAUAAGUGAACAAAUAACACAACAAUUACAUAUUUAUUUCAUAAACAAAGUUAUGCGACACCCAAUUCCCCUGUGUGAAAAAGUAAUUGCCCCCUUACACUCAACUGGUUGUGCCACCUUUUAGCUGCAAUGACUCCAACCAAAUGCUUCCUGUAGUUGUUGAUCAGUCUCUCACGUCGCUGUAGAGGAAUUUUGGCCCACUCUUCCAUCCAGAACUGCUUUAACUCAGUGACGUGUGGGUUUUCAAGCAUGAACUGCUCGUUUCAAGUCCUGCCACAACAUCUCAAUUGGGAUUAUGUCUGGACUUUGACUAGGCCAUUCAAACUUCAAAUUUGUUGCUUUUUAGCAAUGUUCAUGAAGACUUGAUUGUGUGUUUUGGAUCAUUGUCUUGCUGCAUGACCCAGCUGCGCUUCAGCUUCAGUUCGCAGACGGAUGGUCUGACAUUCUCCUGUAGAAUUCUCUGAUACAGAGCAGAAUUCAUGGUUCCUUCUAUUAAGGCAAGUCGUCCAGGUCCUGAGGCAGAAAAGCAUCCCCAAACCAUCACACCACCACCACCAUGCUUGACCUUUGGUAUGAUGGUCUUACUGUGGAGUUCUUACUGUGGAGUUUGGUUUUCGCCAGGCAUUACUGGAACCAUGUCAUCCAAAAAGUUAUAAUUUUGAAUCAUCUGUCCAUAGAACGUUCUUCCAAGAGUCUUGAUGAUCAUCCAGGUGCUUUUUGGCAAACUUGAGUCAACUUUUUGGACGAGAUGGGUCCCACUAUGCCUGGCGAAAACCAAACUUUCCAUUCCACAGUAAGAACAUCAUACCAAAGGUCAAGCAUGGUGGUGGUGGUGUGAUGGUGAUCCAAUGAUCCAAAACAAGACAAUGAUCCAAAACACACAAUCAAGUCUACAUGAAAAUUGCUAAAAAGCUACAAAUUUGAAGUUUUGGAAUGGCCUAGUCAAAGUCCAGACCUAAUCCCAAUUGAGAUGUUGUGGCAGUACUUGAAACGAGCAUGUUUGAAAACCCACACGUCAUUGAGUUAAACCAGUUCUGCAUGGAAGAGUGGGCCAAAAUUCCUCCACAGCGACGUAGAGCUGAUCACACUACGGAGCAUUUGGUUGAUGCAGCUAAGUGCACACAGUAUGAGGUAAGGGGGCUUACUUUUCACACAGGGGAUGGUGUUCAUAAUUUGUUUAGAAUAAAUAUGUAUUGUUGUGAUUUGUCCCUUGAUCUAUUUAGUUUGUUGAAAUAAAUAGUAUUGUUGUGUAUUGUUCCCUUGAUCUAAUAUUAGUAUCACAAAUAUGCAAAAGUUGAGAAAAUUAGAAAGGGGGCAAAUACUUUUUCAUAGCACUGUAGUUCCUGCAGCAGCAGCACACAUCUAUGUGAUUUAUUAGGCUAUGUCCUGUGUGAUGUAAUAGUCCAACCCCCAACUACCCGUUUUCACACAUAUCCUCAGUAACUGACCAUGUUACCAAAACACACAACUUAUAUUUUUCCACAGUUUAUAACAUUUGAGAAUUUUGUGGUAAUUUGGCCCAAUUUGGCAAACAAUAGCAUCAUAAUGCAGUCAUACGGUCUUAAAAAUCCUGGAAAAGUCAUGGAAUUUACAAUGGUGUUUUCCUGGCCUGGAAAAGUUUUGGAAAAUGAUCAAAUCUGAAAAUGUCAUGGAAAUGUAUUUUAAUAAUCUCUGUUAAUGUAAUUUCUUUAGGCACAGUUUUUAAAUAUUUUAUAAAUCACCGAAAAAUCUACAUAUCAGCCAGGAUCGGAAUAUGACACUUUAGUGCAUCUGUGUGUGUGCAUGUGGGGCCAUUGCUCAAGGAGGGUCUAUAAAAUAUGAUAGAGAACAGACUAACUAGGUAGCCAAUUCAAAACAUAUCUUGUAGCCUAGCUAGUUAUCGCUCUAGUUAACUGUUCAGUGUUUCCCCUAUAUGAUCUUUGAUAUAUUGAAUGAGCAAAUUAUUUGAUAAAGGCAUAAAAUAUAUUUGUUUGUAAUGUUUUACAUCAAGGGUGGUCAACCAUCCUCCAGGAGAGCUAAUGAGAGUGCAGGCUUUAAUUCCUCUAACAACACAUAUUUUAGGAAUGAGCUGCUGAACCGAACCUUGAUAAACUGACUCUGACGUGUUUGAGCAGGGCUUGAUCAAAAGCCUGCACACCCAGCAGCUCUCCAGACUGAGGGUUGACCACAUGUGUUAUACAGUUGCCUAACAGGGAUUCUACUUUGUGGGGGGUUAAGUGCCUUGCACAACGACAGGAGAUGGUAAAUGGGAUCAGAGAGCAGCCUCCCAGUGUUGAUACCACAUUUCUGCCCAAAAACAUAUACGCCACCAAUUGUUGGUCAUAGGAAUUUGGUUUAAACAAUACAAUUCAACUUCAGGAACAUCCAAGCAGGUAUUCUUCCUGUUUAACCCUGUGACCUUCGACCUCCCAGGUGGACAUGAACUUCAUGAAGAAGAUCCCUCCGGGGGCGGAGGCGUCCAAUGUGCUGGUGGGAGAGGUGGAAUUCCUGGAGCGACCAAUCAUAGCCUUCAUCAGGCUGUCCCCCGCCGUGCUGCUCACUGGUCUCACUGAGGUCCCCGUACCCACCAGGUAACACAGUAUGCACACACACACAGGCGUACACACACACACACACUUAUCUGAAUCGUAUGACAGGCAGUGAGUUAUUUUGACAGUGAAGGAGUUAUGGCAGUAGAUGACAAUUUUGGAAAAUAUAUAUUGUGUGUUGAGGGGGGUGUGUGCUUGGAUGGACUCAGAUUCUAUCCUGCUCUCCUAUUGGUCAGGUUCCUGUUCCUGCUGCUGGGUCCGUUUGGGAAGGGUCCUCAGUACCACGAGAUUGGCCGCUCCAUCGCCACGCUGAUGACAGACGAGGUGAGGAGCACUACAACACAGCUCUGGAUUGGUCCAAUUUCAAACCUUGGCCAAUCACCAAUUGGUUCCAUUUGCUGUGGUGUCAAAAGCAGUGACAUUUCGUUUGAGAGACUGCUGUUGUUGUCCUGUGCCAGAUCUUCCAUGAUGUAGCGUACAAGGCCAAAGACCGGAACGAUCUGCUGUCGGGGAUAGAUGAGUUUCUGGACCAGGUGACCGUCCUACCCCCAGGAGAGUGGGACCCUACGAUACGAAUCGAGCCCCCCAAGAGUGUCCCAUCUCAGGUGAGAGUUCUGGAAGAAGAUAGUGGUUGGCUGGUUGCUGACUGCUGUUGAACAUGUGAGACAUGCCGAUGGGUAAUAUUGUAAGAGAACUGUUGUGGCCAUGGUGUGUGUACAGUACGGAUGGUUAGAAAGUUGAGGGCUGUGCAGUAACCUGGCCUGGCCUUUGGGGGGCGUUUCUCUACACAGGAGAAGAGGAAGAUGCCUUCCGUGCCCAACGGCUCUGCCCAUAAUGAGUCCUUCAAAGAAGACCAACACCAAGCAGGACCAGAGCUACAGAGGACAGGGAGGUGGGUCACACACACACACACACACACACACACACACACACACACACACACAAUGGGUUUUCUUUAAGUCCUUUUAGAUGAAAAGGAGCUGCCAGACUGAGUGGUCACCUUGGCAGCUCAUUAUAAAAGCAUUAUAAACCUGAGAGCUAUUCAAUAGAGGUUUGGAAAGCCUUUCAUGUGUCUGCUGUAGAAGCUGAAGAGGUCUACUGCAGCCUUUCAUCUAGCGGCACCACACACACCGUCUACACAUCAAGCCAGAGCUAGUCACUAGUCACCAAGCAGGGUUAAACAGUCAGACCGUUCACUCUCCAAUAAUACUGAGACCUCUCCAUAGUGUAUGUCUAGUUCAUGAAAAAUACCAAAUAUACUAGAUUUCUUUCUGAAUCCUUACUUUUACUAACUGGGCUUCAAUUGUAGCUUAUUUCAUGGGAAAGUAGAGUUGUAUAUUAUUGACCAGUAGUUAAUGUGUAAUGUGGACCACUAGAUACUAUGUAAUGUGGACCACUAGAUACUGUGUAAUGUGGACCACUAGAUACUGUGUAAUGUAGACCACUAGAUACUGUGUAAUGUGGACCACUAGAUACUGUGUAAUGUGGACCACUAGAUACUGUGUAAUGUGGACCACUAGUUACUGUGUAAUGUGGACCACUAGUUACUGUGUAAUGUGGACCACUAGAUACUGUGUAAUGUGGACCACUAGUUACUGUGUAAUGUGGACCACUAGUUACUGUGUAAUGUGGACCACUAGAUACUGUGUAAUGUGGACCACUAGAUACUGUGUAAUGUGGACCACUAGAUACUGUGUAAUGUGGACCACUAGUUACUGUGUAAUGUGGACCACUAGUUACUGUGUAAUGUGGACCACUAGAUACUGUGUAAUGUGGACCACUAGUUACUGUGUAAUGUGGACCACUAGAUACUGUGUAAUGUGGACCACUAGAUACUGUGUAAUGUGGACCACUAGUUACUGUGUAAUGUGGACCACUAGUUACUGUGUAAUGUGGACCACUAGAUACUGUGUAAUGUGGACCACUAGAUAUACUGUGUAAUGUGGACCACUAGUUACUGUGUAAUGUGGACCACUAGAUACUGUGUAAUGUGGACCACUAGAUACUGUGUAAUGUGGACCACUAGAUACUGUGUAAUGUGGACCACUAUUACUGUGUAUGUGGACGCACUAGUUACUGUGUAAUGUGGACCACUAAUACUGUGUAAUGUGGGACCACUAUUACUGUGUAAUUGGGACCCACUAAUACUGUGUAAUGUGGACCACUAGAUCUGUGUAAUGUGGACCACUGAUUACUGUGUAAUGUGGACCACUAGUUACUGUGUAUGUGGACCACUAGAUACUGUGUAAUGUGGACCACUAGUUACUGUGUAAUGUGGGACCACUAGUUACUGUGUAUGUGGACCACUAGUUUACUGUGUAAUGUGGACCACUAGAUACUGUGUAAUGUGGACCACUAGUUACUGUGUAAUGUGGACCACUAGUUACUGUGUAAUGUGGACCACUAGUUACUGUGUAAUGUGGACCACUAGUUAAUUACAUUCUGCCCAGUGAAGAAGAUGGAGUUAAUAACUGUAUGGCAUUAAGGGUGACAUCACUUUAAAGUGUUUAUGUAGGCUUUGGACAUGCUGUACUUGACCCCUCUCUGAAACAUGACCUGAAGAGGCCUGUACUGGAGCUGUACUUGACCCCUCUCUGAAACAUGACCUGAAGAGGCCUGUACUGGAGCUGUACUUGACCCCUCUCUGAAACAUGACCUGAAGAGGCCUGUACUGGAGCUGUACUUGACCCCUCUCUGAAACAUGACCUGAAGAGGCCUGUACUGGAGCUGUACUUGACCCCUCUCUGAAACAUGACCUGAAGAGGCCUGUACUAGAGCUGUACUUGACCCCUCUGAAACAUGACCUGAAGAGGCCUGUACUAGAGCUGUACUUGACCCCUCUGAAACAUGACCUGAAGAGGCCUGUACUAGAGCUGUACUUGACCCCUCUGAAACAUGACCUGAAGAGGCCUGUACUGGAGCUGUACUUGACCCCUCUGAAACAUGACCUGAAGAGGCCUGUACUGGAGCUGUACUUGACCCCUCUGAAACAUGACCUGAAGAGGCCUGUACUAGAGCUGUACUUGACCCCUCUGAAACAUGACCUGAAGAGGCCUGUACUAGAGCUGUACUUGACCCCUCUGAAACAUGACCUGAAGAGGCCUGUACUGGAGCUGUACUUGACUCCUCUGAAACAUGACCUGAAGAGGCCUGUACUGGAGCUGUACUUGACCCCUCUGAAACAUGACCUGAAGAGGCCUGUACUAGAGCUGUACUUGACCCCUCUGAAACAUGACCUGAAGAGGCCUGUACUGGAGCUGUACUUGACCCCUCUGAAACAUGACCUGAAGAGGCCUGUACUGGAGCUGUACUUGACCCCUCUGAAACAUGACCUGAAGAGGCCUGUACUGGAGGUGUGUGUGUGUGUGUUUCCAUUGCCGGCUAUAUUCCACCUGCCUUCUACACAGUCUGUCCAGUUUAGAGUUGGCUCUGGUUUAGAGUUGUCCCCAAUACUAAAGGUGCAGAGAUGAUAUCACAUCUCUAGCAAUUAAACUAUUAUUAAAACUCCCCCACUGGCUUCCCCGCUCUCUGUUUUUAAACUGCUCUCUGACGUCUUCCCCCUCCCUCCCUCUCUCCUCCUCUGUCAGGAUCUUUGGGGGCCUGGUGAUGGAUGUAAGAAGAAAAGCUCCGUUCCUGUGGAGAGAUAUUAGGGAUGCUCUGAGCCUGCAGUGCCUGGCCUCUGUACUGUUCCUCUACUGCGCCUGCAUGUCCCCUGUCAUCACUUUCGGAGGCCUGCUGGGCGAGGCCACCAAGGGAAACAUUGUGAGUGAUGUCACCAAAAAACUAAUGGGAAAUAUUGUGUAUUUGUCAACAGUUAUUGAUGAGUUUGUGAUAGAAAUGUUUAAUUACUCACCAUCUUUGUCUAAUCUCCCCUCCAUUCCACUCCCUCUGUCUCUCUCCUCUCUCGCUCCCUUCCACACCCAGAGUGCGAUCGAGUCGUUGUUCGGGGCGUCUCUGACGGGCGUGGCCUUCUCCAUGUUUGCGGGCCAGCCACUCACCAUCCUGGGCAGCACUGGGCCAGUCCUGGUCUUUGAGAAGAUCCUCUUCAAAUUCUGCAGGUGAGCGUCCAGGCUACUGCUGGAGCCGUGUCCCAACUGUCUCAAACACCUCCUCAGGGUUCGUAUGGUCAUGGAAAUCCUGGAAAAGUCAUAGAAUUUUUAAAUGGUGUUUUCCAGGUCUGGGAAAGUUUUGGAAAAUGAUCAAAUCUGAAAAUGUUUUUCAAACUUAAUGGAAAAAUUAAUUUCUGUUAAUGUAAUUGUUUUAGGCACAGUUUUUAAGUAAUUUAUAAAUCAAAUAAAAAUCGACAUAUCAGCCAGGAUCGGAAUGACAUUAGCGCAUCGGUGUUUGCGAGCAUCACCUGCAUAGUGCUAGACUAGUGGGCCGUUGCUCAAGAAGAGAGAGACAGUCGGACAUUGCAGCAGCAAAUUUUAAUAAAAGUCAUGGAGAAGUCAUGGAAAAGUCAUGAAAUUCCAUGUGUCAAAAUGUGUAUGAACCAUGCCUCUUUCUCUCCUUUACUUUCCUUCUCAUGUCUCCUUUCCUUCCUCAAACACCUCCUUCUCUUGUCUCCUUUUUUUUUUUCUCCUUUCCUUCACUUGUCUCCUUUCCUUCACUUGUCUCCUUUCCUUCACUUGUCCUUUGUCCUUCAAUUGACUCCUUUCCCUCCUAAGAACACUUUCUCUUGUCUCCUUUCCCUCCUAAGAACACCUUCUCUUGUCUCCUUUCCUUCUUGUUUCCUUUCCUUCCUUCAUCUGGAAGGAUUUGAUGAGCAAUAUGAUGGAAACAUAUCCAGCCUAGCACUAAAACAUCAGAUUCAACUGUGGUCAACAACUUGAAAGCCUGUCCACAUUGUAAGGCUACAGGGCUGGUGGGCCAGCCCACUGUAAAGCAGAUCUGGAAAUGGUGUUACUAUAGCGCCAUCUGCUGGUAAGGAGAAGACUGACACCUACACUCAACUGAAAUGGAAGAGGACCAACCGUCUGUAAUGAAAUUGCGGUGUAUUAUGGUAUUAGGCCCUAGUAUUCAAAGAGGAAAGAUCAUCUCAAGAGUUAAGAUAAAUUAUCUUUAAUCUACUGGAAAAUAACUUAUGUUCCUACUGGGGGUAAAAUAGUCAUAAGCUAAACGCCCAGUCUAAUAUGCGGAAUAAGCAGUCGUUCACCUCCAAUGUUAUUUUUAAUUCAGUCAAUGAUUUAACAACAGUUGAAAACAGUGGAAAACAAUGCUACUGUGUAUGUACACCUAUGUCUCUGGUUGCUCUGGCAUGGGGAAGAGGAGGGAUGAAGAUCUAUGUCUCUGGCUGCUCUGGCAUGGGGAAGAGGAGGGAUGUAGACCUAUUGCUUUUCUGCUCUGGCAUGGGGAAGAGGAGGAAGCCGCUGAAGGUGCUGUGGUGGUUGUCGUUGUCCCAGACCUGGGUGUUGGCCCACAGCACCAUUUGCAGACUGUCUCCCUCCUCCAGCAAUAGAGCUGCUCCGUUAGAUGCCGUGUCGCUGCCCUCGCCGGACGGACUCUCGUGAGCAGCCAGAAGGACUUGGCCACCGUUCUUAUACAGCAUGGAGCUCAGGGUGAAGUCCGAGGGACCGUUGGCCGUGAACCGGAUGUAGUAGACUCCACGAAUCGGGGCCGUGAAUUCACCUGAGAGGACAGGGUUGUUUUUAACAGGGGAAGAAUGAGGAGAGGGUUUGUGUGUGUGUGUGUGUAUUACCUGUCUCUACGUUGUAUGCACCACCAACAUUUGUCAAGACCUUUUUGUAGACCAGCUUUUUGUUGAAGUUGCCUGUCUUUUGGGGUCCAUCGCCUCCCAGUGAUGCCGCGAACGCCACCUUAGGAAUGUCUGUGGAAUGCACAUUUCAUUCAUUUAUCAACAUACCAGUGGUUCUCAUAAUUGUCUAUGCGUCUACGCAUGUGUGCAACCUCACCACAUUCUUAUCAGUUGCAUCAUAUGUUCUGUGGAGUGUUGCAUCUUUCUCACCUUUCAGUGCCUACAGCUCUUUCUCCAUGGAUUCCAUUCUCUCUUUCAUAGCUAGAAACAAUGAGAAUACACUCACUUUCAUUGUACAGAGAUCUGUCUUUAUACAAACUCCCUCUAUUCCACUGCACAUGCAUAGUGGCAUUUCAGGCUUACACACACACACACACACACACACACACACACACACACACACACACACACACACACACAACCUAAAUCGUCACAGCAUAAAUCAUGUUUCCCAGGUCCAUCUUACCGAGCACGCUGGCUGUUAGGUCAGACCUUUCCUUCACCUUUGCCACAGUGUCCAUGAUCUGUCUGACAAUGGAGGGGAUGUCCUGUUCCCCCCCGGUGGGCUGAGCUGUGACCGACAGAGACAGGCAGGCCAGGGCCAGCAGUGGAAGGCUGCAGGGUGCCAUUAUCUCUCUCCUCUGUGUGUGAUCAAAAGGGUCAGAGAGAAGAGGAAGACUGUAACCGGGUCCACUCUCCUGGGCUCUUUAUAGAGACAGAUAAACAAACACACACACACACACACUGAUGUUGCAAGCAAACAGAUUCCCUGAGUCAUUGCUUUUUCUAAACCUAUUGCCGGUAAAUAGUGUAUGUCUCCCCCCAGUAUGGAAAUCCAGACCUUGUGUACCUGGUCAUGGUUCAAGGGUUGUUGCUUAUUCAGUUUUAGGAUUCCUACUUCUGUAAGUUUGAAAUUAUUUAUCCUUUUUGUGACAUAUCAGGGUUGUGUAGGACCAAUGCCAGUACUUUAAGUUGUCCAUAUUAGUUGUUUAGUAUUGUGUGUGGGUCUCCCUAACCCUCUGUCUCCCUCUCCCCUUGUCCAGUGACUACGACCUGUCCUACCUGUCCUUGAGGACCAGCAUCGGCCUGUGGACGGCCUUCCUGUGCCUCGUCCUGGUUGCCACGGACGCCAGCUCCCUGGUCUGUUACAUCACCCGCUUCACGGAGGAAGCCUUCGCAGCGCUCAUCUGCAUCAUCUUCAUCUAUGAGGCCCUGGAGAAGCUGGUUCACCUGGGAGAACUCUACCCCAUCAACAUGAACAAUGAGCUGAACAACCUCACUUUCUACACGUAAGAACACUGAGCUACAACCUCACCUUCUACACAUAAGAACACUGAGCUACAACCUUACCUUCUACAUGUAAGAACACUGAGCUACAACCUCACCUUCUACAUGUAAGAACACUGAGCUACAACCUUACCUUCUACAUGUAAGAACACUGAGCUACAACCUUACCUUCUACAUGUAAGAACACUGAGCUACAACCUUACCUUCUACAUGUAAGAACACUGAGCUACAACCUUACCUUCUACACGUAAGAACACUGCGCUACAACCUUCUACAUAGUUCAAAGGAAGUGUACUCUGCACAUCCAAACUACCCCAGGUGUUUAGUUAGAAGGUCAGUUCUAGAAGGUGAACGGUGUAGAGGUUAAUGUUCCUUCUCUGUCUCAGGUGUCAAUGUUCUCCGCCUGUUAAUGUCACGCCUGAGAUCCAGCAGGUCUGGAACCACAGCCAGGUCGCACCAGAAUCAAUUUCUUGGACCCAACUGGAUGUCACAGUAAGUGGUGUGUGCAGGGGCGCAACAUGUCCCCCCCCACCCAAUGUUCUGAAAUUACAUUUUUGUCCCGCCCAGUUUUAUCAUUGAAUGUGAUACAAAACCUGCCCAGUUUUAUCAUUGAAUGUGAUACAAAACUAGGCAAAGGUGUGCUUUAGGACCAUGCGGACGCCGCCGAGCGGUCUGGUAGGCUGUUUGGAGUGUUUAUCCUACUGGAUAAAAAAUUAAAAAUAAUUAUGUCCCCCCCACUUCUAAAACCAAAGUUGCGCCCCUGGGUGUGUGUGUGUGUUUGCGUGCACGUGCUUAUGGGGGGCCAUGGUACAUUUUUAUUGUUGUAAUCUGUCUCGUACUGUUUUCCCAUUUCAAUAGUAAAAUAUAUUGACGUUUUCAUGCAUGGACAUAACAUUUAUUUGGAUUUUGACAACCCUCAACUGUCCCUUCCCCCGGUCUCUGUGUUGUAGGAGUGUUCUAGGCUGCGUGGGGAGUUAUUUGGGCCAGCCUGCAGCCACCACGGUCCCUACAUCCCUGACGUCCUCUUCUGGUCCGUCAUCCUCUUCUUCACCACCUUCUUCCUCUCCUCCUUCCUCAAGCAGUUCAAGACCAAGCUCUACUUUCCCACCAAGGUUUGGCAUUAGAGUAGGAAUGCUGUGUGUCUGUCAGGGUUGUUUACUAGUGAGUUUAGGCCCAUACCACCCUGCUCUUUCCCUUCGUUUGAUCCUCUAUACUUGAACCUUUACCUCGUUCUCACUCUCGGUCCUUCUGUGUUCCAGGUACGGUCGACCAUCAGUGACUUUGCGGUCUUCCUGACCAUCAUGAUCAUGGUCCUGGUGGACUACCUGGUGGGCAUUCCCUCCCCCAAACUGAGUGUGCCUGACCGCUUUGAGGUACGUAUUGGUUUCAAACAGUUAACUCUGAAUUUUGUUUAGUUCUGGGCUUUAAAUUGUUUGCAACCGUAAAAAAAAAGUCUAAAUGGUUAUAUCUGAAUAUCUCAGAUAUUGGAAAAAGGUCCAUUGAGAAUUGCAUACAGUACUCCUAGAUACUGCUAUUUUUAUUAGGGUGUUAGGUGACACCACAAACAAUGGACGCUAUGCGAGAAUUGUAAUAAAAAAUAAGACUACAUGUCAAUGUGGUCAUCAAAAUACAUCAUAAAUCAUUUGAAAACAUUAACAUGGCAAUUGUUAACCAUGUCUAAAAAUCACAAUACUGAAUGUGACAUUUUACGAGGUAUAAGCCCAAAUGUAAAGCAAGUACCAUGCUAAGAACGUUCAAAUCUGUGGGAAUCUUGUGAAUCCCGCAAAAUCGUUGUGUUCAUAUUUGCUCUUGGUGGAAGGUAUUCCUCAACCUAUCAGAGUAAGAUCGAUGUUACAUUGUAUUGCUAAGAAGUAUUGGAAUGUCCUGACUGUGUUUCAUGGUCAUCUGACGUCUUUUCACUGAAAUGUAAGGUAAAACGUUUUUCGCUUCGCUUCUGUCAUUCAGCUGAUUUCAGAGACAUGAAAAAAACAUAGCAGGUUACAAAGUAGAGCUUCGUAGCUACGUUUAUGGGUUGUCAGGGAUUGGUCCAAAUUCACGUUUUGCCGCCCCCAUUUCCAUGAUGAGCGCUAGAUUGCUAGCUGUGUGGGAAUGCAUGACUCAGUUUGCUGAGGCAUUGAGCCAUGCGAGAGGCAGCAGUGGUUGUAAUGUGCCAGCGGCGAAUUUUGUGAUUGGUUUUAUUCUUUCAAGUAAAAACUCAGUGGCUACAGCCCGACAAUCGAUGAAAAACAUAGUUAAAUACCAGUGAAUUAAAAAUUUCCCAUCUAUCUUUCUAUGCCUAGGCUAAUUAUUUUCUGCAGUUUAUCUUCCCAUCACCAAAGUAACUCAUCAACACCAAAAAUAACAUUACAAUGUAACCUAACUCCAGUGUAGGUCUACCUUUUAAAAGUAAGCUAUGUUAUUACACUAGUAGCCUUCUGUGUUACAGUUCAGACUUAGUGUGUGUGGGGGUGCUGUGUGAGUAUGAGGAUGCUGAGAAGUGUUUGUCUGUGUUGGGGUGUGUGUGUGUGUGUGUUAAGUAUCUAAUUUGCAUAAAGUAGUAUAAAACGUUUUAUUAUAAUUUCAUAAAUGGUUUCAAAUUGUUACUAACGGUUUUGCAUAAAGCAUUAAAAUGUGUUAAUGUGACAACCCUACCUUAAAUUAUUGGGCUUAAAUUACUGUAAUUAUGUAUUCCGUACUGCCUAAUUAGCAUAUUAAGUGCCUAAUUUGCGUAAUAUAGCUUUUUACUUUUAUUUGAAUCAUCUCUGUGUUUUACAUUAGUCCUGAAAAUGUCAUUACAGUAGUUAGGUUUCCGUGGCGACAGAUUUUCAUGCAAAUAUUCAAAAAUCUGCAUAAAGAAAAUACGCACAUUUUCCCACCAGUGGUGUUUGAUGUGCGUGAUGACGUAGUGCACACAAAAUGUACCUUUUCGUUUUCAUGUACCGAAUACAAAUCUAAAGUUCAAUGUGUUUCCAUCGCAUUUUCAACUCUACCGGUAGUUUUUCACAGAAACUGUCGCGUUAAAUAGCAAAUGUGCCUACUCUGGUCUUCGCACGUGCGCUCCAGCCAACAGCUCUGAUACAGUAUGGAAGGCUGUGCAGGUAGGCUAGUCUACAUUGAGAUGAUUAUGUAUGAGAGCAAGACUGUUUUUAUUUUCCAAACAUUGACCAUCAUGUCGCCAGAAUAAGACCCUCGCUAUUUAUUGGAAAGGAGCAUCAAGCUCCUCACCUCCAGCAUCCUAACUUAUUUCAUCUGUAGCCUAAUAAACUGCAUGGUUUCCCGAGUCGUAGUGGGAGGACCACACACCAUCUCAUCGCGACUCCCAAGUUUACUUCGAUAUGACAGUUAUUAUAUCAACAUUUGCACAUAAAGACGUUUCCACCCCCAUUUCUCGCAUAAUUAAUUUUACCGAAACAAAAAGAUCCCACCAUGUCGAACGAACAAAUUAUCUGUCGCCAUUUAUAAAAUUGUACCAAAACUGUAUAACACUAAAACCAAAGUUUCAUUUAGUCCCCUAACAGCCUACUAUUAUACUGUACGUCAGGUUACCAACUAGAUCAGUUAGGUGUAUGUGCCAAGUUCACUAAGCUAUAACAGCCAGGAGCCUGUGUGUGUCUUUGUGCUUAUCUGGGUCAGAGUUGUUUGUUUAAAGUAUUUGUGUUGGGGCUCUAACAAACCUUGACACUCUGAAUAGAUAAAGAAUGUCCUAAAUAGACUAGAUAAGAGAAAUAACCAUGUCCUGAUUAUCAAUGGAUUUGGUUGAGAGAUCAAGGUAAGGAAAAUAUUAACUCAUUUAUUUUGUCAACUUCCAGUUAUAAAAAAAGAGAAACCUGGAUAGCACUGGCCUAUUUUAGAGUAUUAUCAACCUGUUAUUUGAGACUCUCUGGUUUACUGUAUGUGUUGUGACGUUCUUUCCUGACCAUGCCUGCUCCUCUAGCCCACAUCUAAGAACCGUGGCUGGCUGAUCUCCCCGCUGGGUACCAACCCCUGGUGGACCAUGCUGGCUGCAGCCAUUCCUGCCCUGCUCUGCACAAUCCUCAUCUUCAUGGAUCAACAGAUCACCGCCGUCAUCAUCAACAGGAAGGAGCACAAACUCAAGGUGAGAGACAAAGACUGGAAGACAGAAACUAAUAUGUAGAGAGAGAGAGAGGGGUUGUGACAAAGAGGAAACGCGGCACUUGCAUAUUGUGUAGUCUCCUGAGUGGCGCAGUGGUCUAAGGCACUGCAUCGCAGUGCUAGCUGUGCCACUAGAGAUCCUGGUUCGAAUCCAGGCUCUGUCGUAGCCGGCCGUGACCGGGAGACCCAUGGGGCGGCGCGCAAUUGGCCCAGCGUCGUCCAGGGUAGGGGAGGGAAUGGCCGGCAGGGAUGUAGCUCAGUUGAUAGAGCAUGGCGUUUGCAACGCCAGGGUUGUGGGUUCGAUUCCCACAGGGGGUAUGAAAAAAAUAAUAAUAAUGUAAGUCGCUCUGGAUAAGAGCGUCUGCUAAAUGACGUAAAUGUAAAUGUAAAUGUGUAGCAAUACAAGAUCAGGUCACUACUUGAACCAUGACCAGGUACACAAGGUCUGGAUUUCCAGACUGGGGUGAGGCCAACACUAUUUACCUUAAAUAACAACGAUAGGUUUAGAAAAAUCUAUGAUUUGCUUUCAACAUCUGCGUGCGUUUCGAGAGAGUUUGAGCUUGGGAGAUACUAGUAUCAUGGACAUCCUUUGCUCUGUAUUGUGUCCUGGUUGGCCUCUCCUGACUGUCUCACCCCCUCCCUGGUUGGCCUCUCUCCUGACUGUGCCCCCCCCCCACCUAACAGAAAGGCUGUGGCUACCACCUGGAUCUUCUGGUGGUGUCUGUGAUGCUGGGGGUGUGCUCCAUCAUGGGCCUGCCCUGGUUCGUAGCAGCCACUGUGCUCUCCAUCUCCCACGUCAACAGUCUGAAGCUGGAGUCUGAGUGCUCGGCCCCCGGGGAACAGCCCAAGUUCCUGGGGAUCAGAGAGCAGAGGGUCACCAGCUUCAUGAUCUUCAUCCUCAUGGGCUGCUCCGUCUUCAUGACCUCUGUGCUCAAGGUGAGAUGAGACUCUGUUAUAGACUGGUAGGAUGUUCCAAAUCAAGAUGAGACUCUGUUAUAGGGAUCAUUCUUGAAUUGAUUUGGUAAAUGCUGUCCCUUGACUUUGGUACGAUGUAGAAAGACUAAAAUGACAUUUUUAUAUAUAUAUAUAAUAUAUAUAUAAAAAUGUCAUUUUAGUCUUUCUACAUGAUACCAAAGUCAAGGGAUAUAUAUACAGUGGGGAAAAAAAGUAUUUAGUCAGCCACCAAUUGUGCAAGUUCUCCCACUUAAAAAGAUGAGAGAGGCCUGUAAUUUUCAUCAUAGGUACACGUCAACUAUGACAGACAAAAUUAGAAUUUUUUUUCCAGAAAAUCACAUUGUAGGAUUUUUUAUGAAUUUAUUUGCAAAUUAUGGUGGAAAAUAAGUAUUUGGUCAAUAACAAAAGUUUCUCAAUACUUUGUUAUAUACCCUUUGUUGGCAAUGACACAGGUCAAACGUUUUCUGUAAGUCUUCACAAGGUUUUCACACACUGUUGCUGGUAUUUUGGCCCAUUCCUCCAUGCAGAUCUCCUCUAGAGCAGUGAUGUUUUGGGGCUGUUUUGCUGGGCAACACAGACUUUCAACUCCCUCCAAAGAUUUUCUAUGGGGUUGAGAUCUGGAGACUGGCUAGGCCACUCCAGGACCUUGAAAUGCUUCUUACGAAGCCACUCCUUCGUUGCCCGGGCGGUGUGUUUGGGAUCAUUGUCAUGCUGAAAGACCCAGCCACGUUUCAUCUUCAAUGCCCUUGCUGAUGGAAGGAGGUUUUCACUCAAAGUCUCACGAUACAUGGCCCCAUUCAUUCUUUCCUUUACACGGAUCAGUCGUCCUGGUCCCUUUGCAGAAAAACAGCCCCAAAGCAUGAUGUUUCCACCCCCAUGCUUCACAGUAGGUAUGGUGUUCUUUGGAUGCAACUCAGCAUUCUUUGUCCUCCAAACACGACGAGUUUAGUUUUUACCAAAAAGUUAUAUUUUGGUUUCAUCUGACCAUAUGACAUUCUCCCAAUCCUCUUCUGGAUCAUCCAAAUGCACUCUAGCAAACUUCAGACGGGCCUGGACAUGUACUGGCUUAAGCAGGGGGACACGUCUGGCACUGCAGGAUUUGAGUCCCUGGCGGCGUAGUGUGUUACUGAUGGUAGGCUUUGUUACUUUGGUCCCAGCUCUCUGCAGGUCAUUCACUAGGUCCCCCCGUGUGGUUCUGGGAUUUUUGCUCACCGUUCUUGUGAUCAUUUUGACCCCACGGUGUGAGAUCUUGCGUGGAGCCCCAGAUCAAGGGAGAUUAUCAGUGGUCUUGUAUGUCUUCCAUUUCCUAAUAAUUGCUCCCACAGUUGAUUUCUUCAAACCAAGCUGCUUACCUAUUGCAGAUUCAGUCUUCCCAGCCUGGUGCAGGUCUACAAUUUUGUUUCUGGUGUCCUUUGACAGCUCUUUGGUCUUGGCCAUAGUGGAGUUUGGAGUGUGACUGUUUGAGGUUGUGGACAGGUGUCUUUUAUACUGAUAACAAGUUCAAACAGGUGCCAUUAAUACAGGUAACGAGUGGAGGACAGAGGAGCCUCUUAAAGAAGUAGUUACAGGUCUGUGAGAGCCAGAAAUCUUGCGUGUUAGUAGGUGACCAAAUACUUAUUUUCCACCAUAAUUUGCAAAUAAAUUUAUUAAAAAUCCUACAAUAUGAUUUUCUGGAUAUUUUUUUCUCAAUUUGUCUGUCAUAGUUGACGUGUACCUAUGAUGAAAAUUACAGGCCUCUCUCAUCUUUUUAAGUGGGAGAACUUGCACAAUUGGUGGCUGACUAAAUACUUUUUUCCCCCACUGUGUGUAUAUAUAUAUAUAUAUAUAUAUAUAUAUAUAUAUAUAUAUAUAUAUUUAUUACCAGUCAAAAGUUUGGACACACCUACUCAUUCAAGGGUUUUUCUUUAUUUUUACUAUUUUCUACAUUGUAGAAUAAUAGUGAAGACAUCAAAACUAUGAAAUAACACAUAUGGAAUCAUGUAGUAACCAAAACGGUGUUAAACAAAUCAAAAUAUAUUUUUGAUUAUUCAAAGUAGCCACCCUUUGCCUUGAUGACAGCUUUGCACACUCUUGGCAUUCUCUCAACCAGCUUCAUGAGGAAUGCUUUUCCAACAGUCUUGAAGGAGUUCCCACAUGCUGAGCACUUGUUGGCUGCUUUUCCUUCACUCUUCGGUCCAACUCAUCCCAAACCAUCUCAAUUGGGUUGAGAUCAGGUGAUUGUGGAGGCCAGGUAAUCUGAUGCAGCACUCUCCUUCUUGGUCAAAUAGCCCUUACACAGCCUGGAGGUGUGUUUUGGGUCAUUGUCCUGUUGAAAAACAAAUGAUAGUCCCACUAAGUGGAAAUCAGAUUGGAUGGCGUAUUGCUGCAGAAUGCUGUGGUAGCCAUGGUGGUUGUGUGCCUUGAAUUCUAAAUAAAUCACUGACAAUGGCACAAGCAAAGCACCAUCACACCUCCUCCUCCAUGCUUCACGGUGGGAACCACACACACAGAUCAUCCGUUCAACUACUCUGCGUCUCACAAAGACACGGCGGUUGGAACCAAAAAUCUCAAAUUUGGACUCAUCAGACCAAUGGACAGAUUUCCACCGGUCUAAUGUCCAUUGCUCGUGUUUCUUGGCCCAAGCAAGUCUCUUCUUCUUCUUAGUGUUCUUUAGUAGUAGUGGUUUCUUUGUAGCAAUUCGACCAUGAAUGCCUGAUUCACGCAGUCUCCUCUGAACAGUUGAUGUUGAGAUGUGUCUGUUACUUGAACUCUGUGCAAUCUGAGGUGCAGUUAACUCUAGAAGAAACGUUCAAAAUUCUUGACAUUUUCCGUAUUGACUGACCUUCAUGUCUUAAAGUAAUGAUGGACUGUCAUUUCUCUUUGCUUAUUUGAGCUGUUCUUGCCAUAAUAUGGACUUGGUCUUUUACCAAAUAGGGCUAUCUUCUGUAUACCACCCCUACCUUGUCACAACACAACUGAUUGGCUCAAACGCAUUAAGAAGGAAAGAAAUUCCACAAAUAAACUUUUAACAAGGCACACGUGUUAAUUGAAAUGCAUUCCGGGUGACUACCUCAUGAAGCUGGUUGAGAGAAUGCCAAGAGCGUGCUAAGCUGUCAUCAAGGCAAAGGGUGGCUACUUUGAAGAAUCUCAAAUAUAAAAUAUAUUUAGAUUUUUUUAACACUUUUUUCACUACUACAUGAUUCCAUAUGUGGUAUUUCAUAGUUUUGAUUUCUUCACUAUUAUUCUACAAUGUAGAAAAUAGUAAAAAUAAAGAAAAACCCUUGAAUGAGUAGGUGUGUCCAAACAUUUGACUGGUACUGUACAUAACAUGUACAGUGAGGGGAAAACGUAUUUGAUCCCCUGCUGAUUUUGUACGUUUGCCCAUUCACAAAGAAAUGAUCAGUCUAUAAUAUUUAUGGUAGGUUUAUUUGAACAGUGAGAGACAGAAUAACAACAAAAAAAUCCAGAAAAACGCAUGUAAAAAAUGUUAUAAAUUGAUUUGCAUUUUAAUGAGGGAAAUAAGUAUUUGACCCCCUCUCAAUCAGAAAGAUUUCUGGCUCCCAGGUGUCUUUUAUACAGGUAACGAGCUGAGAUUAGGAGCACACUCUUAAAGGGAGUGCUCCUAAUCUCAGUUUGUUAACUGUAUAAAAGACACCUGUCCACAGAAGCAAUCAAUCAAUCAGAUUCCAAACUCUCCACCAUGGCCAAGACCAAAGAGCUCUCCAAUGAGGUCAGGGACAAGAUUGUAGACUUACACAAGGCUGGAAUGGGCUACAAGACCAUCGCCAAGCAGCUUGGUGAGAAGGUGACAACAGUUGGUGCGAUUAUUCGCAAAUGAAAGAAACAAAAUAACUGUCAAUCUCCCUCGGCCUGGGGCUCCAUGCAAGAUCUCAUCUCGUGGAGUUGCAAUGAUCAUGAGAACGGUGAGGAAUCAGCCCAGAACUACACAGGAGGAUCUUGUCAAUGAUCUCAAGGCAGCUGGGACCAUAGUCACCAAGAAAACAAUUGGUAACACACUAUGCCGUGAAGGACUGAAAUCCUGCAGCGCCCGCAAGGUCCCCCUGCUCAAGAAAGCACAUAUACAUGCCCGUCUGAAGUUUGCCAAUGAACAUCUGAAUGAUUCAGAGGAGAACUGGGUGAAAGUGUUGUGGUCAGAUGAGACCAAAAUCGAGCUCUUUGGCAUCAACUCAACUCGCCGUGUUUGGAGGAGGAGGAAUGCUGCCUAUGACCCCAAGAACACCAUCCCCACCGUCAAACAUGGAGGUGGAAACAUUAUGCUUUGGGGGUGUUUUUCUGCUAAGGGUACAGGACAACUUCACCGCAUCAAAGGGACGAUGGACGGGGCCAUGUACCGUCAAAUCUUGGGUGAGAACCUCCUUCCCUCAGCCAGGGCAUUGAAAAUGGGUUGUGGAUGGGUAUUCCAGCAUGACAAUGACCCAAAACACAUGGCCAAGGCAACAAAGGAGUGGCUCAAGAAGAAGCACAUUAAGGUCCUGGAGUGGCCUAGCCAGUCUCCAGACCUUAAUCCCAUAGAAAAUCUGUGGAGGGAGCUGAAGGUUCGAGACCUUAAUGAAUUGGAGAAGAUCUGCAAAGAGGAGUGGGACAAAAUCCCUCCUGAGAUGUGUGUAAACCUGGUGGCCAACUACAAGAAACGUCUGACCUCUGUGAUUGCCAACAAGGGUUUUGCCACCAAGUACUAAGUCAUGUUUUGCAGAGGGGUCAAAUACUUAUUUCCCUCAUUUAAAAUGCAAAUCAAUUUAUAAAAUUUUUGACACGCGUUUUUCUGGAUUUAUUUUAUUUUAUUCUGUCUCUCACUGUUCAAAUAAACCUACCAUUAAAAUUAUAGACUGAUCAUUUCUUUGUCAGUGGGCAAACGUUUUUCCCUCACCGUGUGUAUGUGUACAGUGAGGAGAACAAGUAUUUGAUACACUGCCAAUUUUGCAGGUUUUCUUACUUCCAAAGCAUGUAGAGGUCUGUAAUUUGUAUCAUAGGUACACUUCAACUGUGAGAGACGGAAUCUAAAACUAAAAUCCAGAAAAUCACAUUGUAUGAUUUUUAAGUAAUUAAUUUGCAUUUUAUUGCAGGACAUAAGUAUUUGAUCACCUACCAACCAGUAAGAAUUCCGGCUCUCACAGACCUGUUAGUUUUUCUUUAAGAAGCCCUCCUGUUCUCCACUCAUUACCUGUAUUAACUGCACCUGUUUGAACUCGUUACCUGUAUAAAAGACACCUGUCCACACACUCAAUCAAACAGACUCCAACCUCUCCACAAUGGCGAAGUCCAGAGAGCUGUGUAAGGACAUCAAGGAUAAAAUUGUAGACCUGCACAAGGCUGGGAUGGGCUACAGGACAAUAGGCAAGCAGCUUGGUGAGAAGGCAACAACUGUUGGCGCAAUUAUUAGAAAAUGGAAGAAGUUCAAGAUGACGGUCAAUCACCCUCGGUCUGGGGCUCCAUGCAAGAUCUCACCUCGUGGGGCAUCAAUGAUCAUGAGGAAGGUGAGGGAUCAGCCCAGAACUACACGGCAGGACCUGGUCAAUGACCUGAAGAGAGCUGGGACCACAGUCUCAAAGAAAACCAUUAGUAACACACUGCGCCGUCAUGGAUUAAAAUCCUGCAGCGCACGCAAUGUCCCCCUGCUCAAGCCAGCGCAUGUCCAGGCCCGUCUGAAGUUUGCCAAUGACCAUCUGGAUGAUCCGGAGGAGGAAUGGGAGAAGGUCAUGUGGUCUGAUGAGACAAAAAUAGAGCUUUUUGGUCUAAACUCCACUCACCGUGUUUGGAGGAAAAAGAAGGAUGAGUACAACCCCAAGAACACCAUCCCAACCGUGAAGCAUGGAGGUGGAAACAUCAUUCUUUGGGGAUGCUUUUCUGCAAAGGGGACAGGACGACUGCACCGUAUUGAGGGGAGGAUAGAUGGGGCCAUGUAUUGCGAGAUCUUGGCCAACAACCUCCUUCCCUCAGUAAGAGCAUUGAAGAUGGGUCGUGGCUGGGUCUUUCAGCAUGACAACAACCCGAAACACACAGCCAGGGCAACUAAGGAGUGGCUCCGUAAGAAGCAUCUCAAGGUCCUGGAGUGGCCUAGCCAGUCUCCAGACCUGAACCCAAUAGAAAAUCUUUGGAGGGAGCUGAAAGUCCGUAUUGCCCAGCGACAGCCCCGAAACCUGAAGGAUCUGGAGAAGGUCUGUAUGGAGGAGUGGGCCAAAAUCCCUGCUGCAGUGUGUGCAAACCUGGUCAAGACCUACAGGAAACGUAUGAUCUCUGUAAUUGCAAACAAAGGUUUCCGUACCAAAUAUUAAGUUCUGCUUUUCUGAUGUAUCAAAUACUUAUGUCAUGCAAUAAAAUGCAAAUUAAUUACUUAAAAAUCAUACAAUGUGAUUUUCUGGAUUUUUUUGUUUUAGAUUCCAUCUCUCACAGUUGAAGUGUACCUAUGAUAAACAUUACAGACCUCUACAUGUUUUGUAAGUAGGAAAACCUGCAAAAUCGGCAGUGUAUCAAAUACUUGUUCUCCCCACUGUAUAUAUAUAUAUCGUUUUGUUUUUUUACUAGUAUAUUGUGUAUCCCUCAGUUUUGUCAUUGGUGUUACCGCCUUGAAAAUCACUGAUUUUAUUAAGAUAUACAGUUGAAGUAUGAAAAAAUAAUAAUAAUAAUUAAUGCACUCACUAACUGUAAGUCGCUCUGGAUAAGAGCGUCUGCUAAAUGACUAAAAUGUAGAUGUAAGUCGGAAGUUUACAUACACCUUAGCCAAAUACAUUUAAACUCAGUUUCUCACAAUUCCUGACAUUUAAUCCUAGUAAAAAUUCCCUGUCUUAGGUCAGUUAGGAUCACCACUUUAUUUUAAGAAUGUGAAAUGUCAGAAUAAUAGUAGAGAGAAUGAUUUAUUUCAGCUUUUAUUUCUUUCAUCACAUUCUCAGUGGGUCAAAAGUUUACAUACACUCAAUUAGUAUUUGGUAGCAUUGCCUUUAAAUUGUUUAACUUGGGUCAAACGUUUCGGGUAGCCUUCCACAAGCUUCCCACAAUAAGUUGGGUGAAUUUUGGCCCAUUCCUCCAGACAGAGCUGGUGUAACUGAGUCAGGUUUGUAGGCCUCCUUGCUCGCACACGCCUUUUCAGUUCUGCCCACAAAUCUUCUAUAGGAUUGAGGUCAGGGCUUUGUGAUGGCCACUCCAAUACCUUGACUUUGUUGUCCUUAAGCCAUUUUGCCACAACUUUGGAAGUAUGCUUGGGGUCAUUGUCCAUUUGGAAGACCCAUUUGCGACCAAGCUUUAACUUCCUGACUGAUGUCUUGAGAUGUUGCUUCAAUAUAUCCACAUAAUUUUCCUUCCUCAUGAUGCCGUCUAUUUUGUGAAGUACACCAGCCCCUCCUGCAGCAAAGCACCCCCACAGCAUGAUGCUGCCACCCCCGUGCUUCACGGUUGGGAUGUUGUUCUUCGGCUUGCAAGCAUCCACCUUUUUCCUCCAAACAUAACGAUGGUCAUUAUGGCCAAACAGUUCUACAGUUCUAUUUUCGGUAUGACGGCUGCGUGGUCCCAUGGUACAGAUGAACGUGGUACCUUCAGGCGUUUGGAAAUUGCUCCCAAGGAUGAACCAGACUUGUGGAGGUCCAAACAUUUUUUUGGAGGUCUUGGCUGAUUUCUUUUGAUUUUCCCAUGAUGUCAAGCAAAGAGGCACUGAGUUUGAAGGUAGGCCUUGAAAUACAUCCACAGGUACACCUCCAAUUGACUCAAAUUAUUUCAAUUAGCCUAUCAGAAGUUUUCUAAAGCAAUGACAUCAUUUUCUGGAAUUUUCCAAGCUGUUUUAAGGCAGUCAACGUAGUGUAUGUAAACUUCUGACCCACUGGAAUUGUGAUACAGUGAACUAUAAGUGAAAUAAUCUGUCUGUAAACAAUUGUUGGAAAAAUGACUUGUGUCAUGCACAAAGUAGAUGUCCUAACCGACUUGCCAAAACUAUAGUUUGUUAACAUGAAAUUUGUGGAGUGGUUGAAAAACAAGUUUUAAUGACUCCAACCGAUGUGUAUGUAAACUUCCGACUUCAACUGUACAAGGACAUUGACCAUUCCCUCUAGUGGCAAACUGCUAUCAGGGGAGUGGUCUAUAUUCAAGAAAAUUAUUAGCCAAUCGCACACACCCUUUUAGUAUUAUUGGUGUUACUACUCCAACUGGUGUCACAAUGUUAUCAUAACGGUAAAAAAUAUUUAAAGUCAUUAGUUUAUUUAGAAUUAUUUCCAAAAUGCCAUGCCCAAAUGCCACCUUAAUUCAAGAACAAUCCAUAGGCAACAUCCUUUCACUGUUUUGGAACAUCAUUUCCUUUCGAUACCAGAAAGUGAUGAGGAAAGGGAAGUAUUAUUUAGCACACUAGUGGUUUGUGGGUAAAGAAAUGAGAAAAAGGCGAAGACUAUGAUUAAAAAGUAGCUUCUGUCCCCUGUUGUCUUUCUAGUUCAUGCCUAUGCCAGUCCUAAAAAGUAACUUCUGUCCCCCGUGUUGUCUUUCUAGUUCAUCCCUAUGCCAGUCCUCUACGGGGUGUUUCUCUACAUGGGUGUGUCCUCACUCAAAGGCAUCCAGGUCAGUCUGUGUGGUGUUAUGUCAUGUGAUCAGUGAGGUAGGUUUGCACUGCAGUGUCUCCCCCCCCCCCCCCACUCUCUCAACGGUACAUCUGAACCACAGGAGGUUGGUGGUACCUUAAUUGAGGAGAACGGGCUAGUGGUAAUGGCUGGAGCAGAAUUAGUGGAAUGGUAUCGAACACAUGGUUUCCAGGUGUUUGAUGCCAUUCCAUUCACUCAGUUCCAGACAUUAUUAUGAGCCGUCCUCCCCUCAGCAGCCUCCUGUGGUCUGAACAUGGUUGUGUUGUGGUUGUCCUCUCCUGUAGUUCUUUGACCGUAUCAAGCUGUUCUGCAUGCCAGCCAAGCACCAGCCGGACCUGAUCUACCUGCGCUACGUUCCCCUGUGGAAGGUCCAUGUGUUCACCCUGGUGCAGCUCACCUGCCUGGUACUGCUGUGGGUCAUCAAGGCGUCCGCAGCCGCCGUCGUCUUCCCCAUGAUGGUAAGAAUACGAAUAUGCUGUUAGUAGGGUGCUUUCUUAGCAAAAAACAGAAGUAGAAACUGAAGACUGAGAGAAUAUGUCAAGCAAAAAGACGGCGCAGAACUAGAUUGUCAGGAUGACGCCAUUUUAACGAAGAGUUAAAAGUACAACUCACUGAUUUAUUUUGGUCUCUCUAGGUGUUGGCCCUGGUGUUUAUACGGAAGCUGCUGGACUUCUGUUUCACCAACAGGGAGCUGAGCUGGCUGGACGACCUGAUGCCUGAGAGCAAGAAGAAGAAGGAGGACGACAAGAAGAAGAAAGCCAAGGAGGUGUGUCCGACUGUUCUUACAGACUAACGCAGAGAGCUGCCAACGACGGUCCCACUGACACUUUCCCUCUGUUUCCAUGGUUACAGGAGGCCCAGCGCAUGCUGGAUGUGGAAGAGGGCAUAGCACACCCCUACGACGGGCCGGGUGUCCUCAAGACCCUCAAAGUCAGGUUAGUGGUUGGGGACAAUUUUUGAUGCAGUAUAUCAAUGUCCUUUAUACUUGGAGAAAGUCACAGCCCAUUAACCACAGCCCAUCAGUGCUGUUCCUCACUGGUUCUGUAAUGCAUUGUGAAGCACUUUGGAGAACUAUGGAGUAGUAUAUUCAUGUAACAGUUACAAGGGAAAAGUAACCCCUUUUGAAGCCCUGACCCGUCUCUUCCAAAGCAGGUGUGACAGCAGUGUUGAGUUCAACAUGCCACACGACGCAGAGGAGAGAGCAGGGGUUGGUCUCUCAGUCAGUCUCAGGCCUGCUCUAGUCUCACCAUGCACCCCUCAUGCAGCCACUUUCCCACCUUGUUGAUUUAACUGCCCAUAACCUCCUCGGACCGGUUUCAUUCCACACCACUGUUUCCUCCCCUCUGAAGAGCCUAUGGGAGUGGACAGCCUUGUGCAAUGAAAUACAGCCUUCGUGUUUGAUUUGUGUUGUUUAACAUGUCCUUCAUCAUCACAGAGUGGAUGCAUGACCCCCCUGACCCUCAAUUCCAUAACAACCACAAAGACAACCACCAGAAAAACAACCAAUCACAGACUGUCCUUGCAGUCAAGCGACUAUUAUACUAAGUUGCUAAUUUCCCUUAGUAUUGCAGUUUAUAAAGGUUAUGAUAGAUCGUUUUUUUAAGGGUCCUCUGUAAUACUGUGUUGACUGCAGCCAAGAAAAUAAAAUUCAUGAGUUUAUGUUUCAGAAAUGAGACCCACAUUGGGGGUGUGUGUGUAGUGUGUCCUUGGAAAUGUGUGUUUGUGUACGCCAGAUUGAGGGUGUUGUGGUGUGUGUGUUUCCCCUGCAGUUUGGACCCCUCUAUGGUAAACAUUUCUGAUGAAAUGGACAAAACCGCCAAUUGGAAAUCUGUCUCCAUGAACUCUGACAGUGCCAAAGCUCUGAAACAUAGUGCCAGGUAGCUAUAACUACUCCUCAGUAUGGUUCAGGUGUUCAUCCUUCCUCUUCCUCGCUGGCUGCUGGGGCCAAACCCAGAAACAUGCUCCCAUCCCUCUCAGAAAAUCACACCAUCUGAUAAUCAUUUGACAAAAUAUUUAAACCAAAAAAUAAAUACUUUUCAAUUUAAAUAUUUUUGAAAAUGCAUUCUGAAACUAUUUUACAUUAAUUUCAUGCAUGUCAAUAUGUCUCAAUCACAUGUUUUUAAGUGUGGAGGAAUAUUGAUGAAACCUUGUAUAAGGCUAUUAUUGCUUACUCUCAAGAUUGGCGAGGGCCAGAGAAGGGAGCAAGUGUUCCCUUUUGGAAUCCAGCCUCAUACUUCUAUGCCUCCACCCUAUUUUCCUAUACAGUCCAGAAGUUGAACCCAUACCUUUUCAAUGACUGGAGAGCGUGAAGGCUAAUUAUAACCACUCCCACCCACAAUAGACAUGCUAUGAAGCACCAACUCGCAAAUCAAUAGUACUGUAUGUAUGGCAAAUGUCUUAGAACUGGCAAUAUUUUCAAAGAAACCAAAGAUAAGAGCAUUUGGGUCCACCUGCGGUACGUUCAGUCUUGCAAUGUUGCAUUUAAACAGUUUGCAACAUUGCACGUUGUGUGGCAAAGGGGUGGUGAGUGGGUUCAUACUUACUGUAUUGGGUUGUCAUUUGUUGAAUGGGUUUGGAGGAUUUAACUUACUGAAAUUCAAGUUUAAUUCAUUAAUUGUGAAUAGAUAUCUUUAGAUAUAAUUGCCAUUUUUCAAUGAAUGAACUGAAUUUCGGUGGUGAUGAUGAUUGAGUUGUUCUGUUCCCAGCCAGGCGAAGGUGUCCUGUGUGAAGAUAAACUUGGAGAACGACCAGGGGGAGAAGUAUGGGGAUGCUGAGACCUCCUUAUGA